AUGAGAAAAGUGUUGAAGGAAAUCCAUGAAAAUCAAGCAUUAUCACCUGUUGCUUCAACCUCCAAUUAUGCUUCUGUCAUAGACAAUUAUAACUUGGAAAAUUUACUAAAAUCAUACAAGCCCUUAGCAAAACAAUUGGCUUCCAGUUUUUAUGCAUUUUAUAUCUAUUUGGCUCUAAGUGGUAAAUUAACAUUUAAGGAUAGUGAGGAACAAAAGAUUGAUUUCUUUUUCAAAAUGAAAUAUAUGAAGCCAAUAGACUUUUUCAUUUCAAAAUCAUUUUAUUUUAUGAUCAAAAAUAUACACAAAGAAAAGCUAAAAUACAAAGAAUUUGUAAUAUCAUGUGCCAAGGAAAAGAAAUUAUUUGCAUUUUUUGAAAAUGAUAAUUGUCUUUCUGAAAAAAUUAGCUCUGGAUAUGAUUCUGAAAGCAGUUAUGAUUAUGAAAGUGAUAAUUCUUAUGAUGAAAGGUCUGAUCUUAUUCAAGUCAAAGAAAAAACAAAAACUGUCAGUAAGAUGAUUGAUAAAACAACAUUAAAGUUUACAGAUAUUUUAUCAUAUGGCACUCUGUUUGAGAAUUCACUCCAAAAGAAUCAUUCUAAAAUUUAUCAACAUUUAGUUAAAGAAAGGCUUGUAGAAGAUUUAAAACCAAUUGGCAUACAAACAAAAAUUGAACUUAAUGAUUUUCAACAACAGUUCAUUUAUAAUUGUGUUGUUUUUGGAGAUAUUUUGAUACCAGAUCAAUGCUAUGAUGGAACAUUGAGUCAAUCAACCAAGUUUAGAAAUGACCAAGAUAAUGAAAUAUCUUAUGGACCAUUUUCUCCAGACAACAAACAUACUGAAGAAGAUUUAUUCCGACUUUGUAAAUUUGCAAAUGAUGCAUGGAAGCAUGUGUUUUAUUUUGUUGAAAAAUUUGAAGAUAACAAAGAAAUACUUGAACUAUUAAAUCAGUUAGAAAUAAUUUUAUUGCACUUUCAUGGGACAACACUUGAUGUAUAUUUAGGAAAUUAA
Entrophospora candida is the source of this 1005-nucleotide messenger RNA. The record is from the annotation of a GenBank genome assembly. Lineage: Eukaryota; Fungi; Glomeromycota; Glomeromycetes; Entrophosporales; Entrophosporaceae.